This is a messenger RNA of Galendromus occidentalis (western predatory mite), 1317 nucleotides long. It is a transcript of the gene CtBP, whose product is annotated as C-terminal binding protein. Bases 4 to 1317 code for a protein of 437 amino acids. Gene Ontology annotation, molecular function: DNA-binding transcription factor binding; transcription corepressor activity; transcription coregulator binding. Lineage: Eukaryota; Metazoa; Arthropoda; Arachnida; Mesostigmata; Phytoseiidae. The transcript is spliced from 3 exons. Gene Ontology annotation, biological process: regulation of transcription by RNA polymerase II. The record is from RefSeq and is a predicted model, not a curated record. Gene Ontology annotation, cellular component: nucleus.
CCUAUGGACAAGAAGAAGAAUCCUUUAAAGAGGCCCCGUGUUGAUCAAGCACCCGUUUUGUCACAAUCUGUUCCUCGUCCGCUCUCCAACGGUCCAGGAGCUAUGCAUGCCCGACCGCUCGUCGCUCUUCUCGAUGGCCGAGACUGCUCGGUCGAGAUGCCCAUUCUCAAAGAUGUCGCAACGGUAGCGUUUUGCGACGCUCAAAGCACUCAGGAAAUCCACGAAAAAGUCCUCAACGAAGCCGUCGGCGCCCUCAUGUGGCACACGAUCACGCUGACGAAAGAGGAUCUCGAGAAGUUCAAGACGUUGAAGAUCAUCGUCCGCAUUGGCUCCGGGAUCGAUAACGUCGACUACAAAGCGGCCGGUGAGCUCGGCAUCGCCGUAUGUAACGUGCCCGGCUACGGUGUCGAAGAAGUGGCCGACUCGACGAUGUGCCACAUACUCAACCUCUAUCGGAGGACCUUCUGGUUGGCCAACAUGGUGCGGGAGGGCAAGAAGUUCCAGGGUCCCGAGCAGGUUCGAGAAGCUGCUCACGGCUGCGCACGGAUCCGCGGCGACACUCUCGGAAUCGUCGGUCUGGGUCGGGUCGGGACCGCGGUAGCGCUCCGCGCGAAAGCGUUCGGCUUCACGGUCAUUUUCUACGACCCGUACAAACCGGACGGCGAGGACAAGAGCCUCGGCCUGACUCGCAUGUACACACUACAGGAACUGCUGUUCCAGAGUGACUGCGUCUCUCUUCAUUGCACACUCAACGAACACAAUCAUCAUCUCAUCAACGACUACACCAUCAAACAGAUGAGACCCGGCGCUUUCUUGGUGAACACAGCCAGAGGCGGCCUCGUCGAUGAGACCGCGCUCGGAGCCGCUUUGAAAGAAGGACGAAUUCGUGCGGCGGCCCUCGACGUCCACGAGAACGAGCCUUUUAACGCUAUGUCAGGUUCAUCUUCUACGGGACCUCUCAAGGACGCACCAAACCUGAUCUGCACGCCACACGCCGCUUGGUACUCGGAUGCGUCAUGCAGUGAAUUGCGUGAAAUGGCGGCCACCGAGAUCAGACGUGCGAUCGUCGGUCGAAUUCCUGACUCACUGCGCAACUGUGUCAACAAGGAGUACUUCCCGCAGUCGGGAGGCCCCGGAGGCCCCCCACCGACUUACGAGCCCCCAACAGGCCUCAACGGCAUGUCGCCUGCGACUCCACCUGCGGUCGCGUCCGCGGGUCCCCCGUCGGGCGUCGCUCCAAAUUUGCUGCUCAUACAAGCAGCUGUCGCCCAAGCUCAACAAGCGGCCGGUAGUACUACACCCAACAACUGCAUGUAA